Rhagoletis zephyria (snowberry fruit fly) is the source of this 543-nucleotide messenger RNA. The record is from RefSeq and is a predicted model, not a curated record. Lineage: Eukaryota; Metazoa; Arthropoda; Insecta; Diptera; Tephritidae.
AUGAAAAUAAUUGACCUGUCAAGUGGUGAAGCCCUGCCGAUGACUGAGCCGGGAGAAGUGUGCUUUAGAGGCCCCAAUUGCUUUGCCGGCUACCUGAACAAUGACGAAGCCACCGGAGAGACAAUCGACAGCGACGGAUGGUAUCACAGUGGCGAUGUUGGUUUCUACGACCAGGCGGGCAACCUCUACAUAACGGACCGCAUAAAGGAGCUCUGCAAGUACAAGCACUGGACAGUGGCGCCCGCUGAAGUGGAGAGCUUCCUCCAGACGCACCCUGCCAUUGCUGGGGUCUGCGUGGUAGGCGUCAAGCACCGCUCCGAAGGACAGCACUUGCGAGCCUACGUGCAGCUCGCCGAGAAUAAAAGUGCAACCGAAGAGGAAAUCGUUCAAUACGUGAAAGAUAACAUGGGCUAUCAGAACCGCCUCAAUGGUGGCGUUCGCUUUGUUGAUGAAAUUCCUCGCUUGCCAAUGGGAAAGGUCAACCGCGUUGCGUUUAAACUUGAAGUAAAAGAUGAAAUUUUAGUCAAAGAAGCAGAAAAGUAA